This is a messenger RNA of Carlito syrichta (Philippine tarsier), 3633 nucleotides long. It is a transcript of the gene RTTN, whose product is annotated as rotatin. Bases 73 to 3297 code for a protein of 1074 amino acids. NCBI's taxonomy places the organism in Eukaryota, Metazoa, Chordata, Mammalia, Primates, Tarsiidae. Gene Ontology annotation, cellular component: centrosome; ciliary basal body; centriole. The transcript is spliced from 24 exons. Gene Ontology annotation, biological process: centriole replication; ciliary basal body organization; centriole-centriole cohesion. The record is from RefSeq and is a predicted model, not a curated record.
UUACAAGUGCUUCCUGCUUGCACUGAAGAUGAGAAACUGCUAAUAGAUAUCAUACAUUUUUUAAAUAAGUUAAUGAAGGAGCAAAGAAAAAAUUCACCAGUAGAACUCCUAAAUUGGAUUCUAGAAUUACUUCUUAGACAUAGUCCAAACCCACUAUUAGACCUGCUGGUUCUGACAGAGACACAGGCACGAGAAGAAACAGAUGAUAUCCGGACUGCUGUCAGGCAACAACUUCAGAAAGAACUGAAUGCCCUUUUUAAUACCUUACUGCUCAGUUUCGUAGAAGUUACUGACAGGAAAUGCUUGGAACUUCUUUACGUUUUCCAAACACAAUUGGCUCUGAAACUGCUCCAGUGUCUGAGAGUCACAGAUGCCCCACAUUUCUAUGGCCUGCCUUCCCUUGAGCGGACCUUACGGGGAAUGGCUCACCUCACUGCAUUUCCAGGAUGGAGCUCGCAUUCUCCCCUAACAAAGCCACUGGACAUUUGUGUGAAGUACUUGUCAGGUCUCCUCGAAGUCAUUACUUCCUUCUAUGUGGAGCGUGGAGGAAAUGCUAUGUCUUUCAUGGGAAAAGGUGUUACCAAGAGCACAAUUCUUUGCUUGCUUCACUUGUCUCACGAGAUGAUGGCCCAAUCUGCGAGCUCGGAGUGGAUGUCACUUUGGUUCUUGCCUUUGGGUAGUCAUAAUGAAGAACAUACUUCUACUCAACAAGGAUUGGCUUGGUUGAUUCCAUUAUGGGUCGAUCGGGACCCAGAGGUGAGAUUCACUUCACUGGCAUUAGGAGCAGCACUGACCACCGUUGAAACUGGCUGUGUGGCCUUAGCAAACAGUUGUCAGAAUAUUUCUGGUGGACUCUGGGGAACUGUGGUGAACAUUCUCCUGGACCAGUGGGAAUGUAGUAUGGUGCGCCGGGAGGCUGCAUUUAUUUUUCAGAAUCUCCUUGUAAUACCAAUGCCUACAGAAAUUGUAAAGGAUUAUACUUGGCAGGGCCCCUGUGUCCAUGAUGAGGACUCUGGCCUGUCACUUAUAGGAAAACCUGCCCUUCAGGCUCUUUUAUAUCACUGCCGUUUUUACGAACACUUGAAUCAGAUGGUAAAACAUUGUUACCUAGGAUUGUAUUUGUUUGAUUUGAAUUUUCCUGCUUUUGUUGGAACUUCAGAAGGCAAUGAUUUAAAUGGUUUAGAUGACUCAUUCAAGUUUUGGAGGGCUCCAUCUAGGAUAUUCAGUCAUGAUCGAGAUCCAAGUUCUCUCUCUACCUCAGAAACAAUGGUGGCACCUUCACUGGGGAGUGCUGAAUUUCAACCACUUGUGCCAUCAACAACACUUCUAUCUGAAGCCUCACAUGACCAGUUUGUGGCUGAAGGUCAGCAUGAAACUACAUCACCACGGACUCCUCAUGAUUCAUCCCUUUCUGCUCCCCUGCCCAAACAGUGUGUCCUUGUUACUCCAUCUCUUCUUUCAGCAGUGUGCGGCCUCUUAGACAAUCUCUUGGUGAUUGCUUCAAGAGACACUGCAGAUGCUUUUCGACAAGCCCAUCUCAUUGAGCUUCUCUGUAGCAUUGCAAAUGUUACCUUCAUCCAGAAAGGUGUCCAGGAACUCAAGACCCCACUGCCUUCAUCACCUCCAGUUGAGCACACUCAGGCUCAGGUUUCCUUUCUCCUGGAAUACUUAUCCUCUUUGUCUAGACUCCUGCAGUCGUGUUUAUUGGUGGAUCCUGACCUUGUGAUUCAGGAAGAGCUUCUGAAACCUCUUAUUACUAAUAUCAUUGGAGUUCUCACCAUGUGCACUAAAGAUGUGUUAGAUGUAGAGUUAAUAUCAACUUUUUAUCACACAUGGACACAUCUGUUUAAUCUUCUGGCCACACUCCUGAGGAAAGCUGCUGCCGUCUCUCUCCCAUCUAUCACCAUGGCUUUGGCCAAGCACUGGGCGGCAGUGAUUGAUAUGUUCUGCAAAUGUGCGAGCUUGUCUAUCACAUGCCCUACCCUGUAUUCUGCCAGCCUGCAGUUCCUUUCUAUUCUCUUGACUGAAGAAGCGAAAAGGCAUCUUCAGGAGAAGGGCAAAACAAGUUUAUGCUACAGUCCGACAAUGGCUUCACUUCUUGAUAAAACUCAGGAAAAUCAGAAUUCUCUAGAACAACUUAAUGAAGUAAUUCUUCAGUGCUAUGAAGGAAAAUCCUCCAAAGAUCUUCUGAAAGGAGUUGCUGCAAAUGCAUUGAUGUCACUUCUGGCUGUCAGUAGAAGAGCACAGAAACAUGCUUUGAAAGCCGGUCUCAUAGACAACUGCGUGGAGCAGAUGAAGCACAUUAAUGCACAACUGAACCUGGACACUCUGAGGCCUGGGAAAGCAGCAUUGAGAAAAAAGGAGGAUGGUGUUAUUAAAGAGUUAAGCAUAGCCAUGCAGCUCCUAAGAAACUGUCUCUAUCAAAAUGAAGACUGUAAAAAAGCUACUCUGAGAGCUCAUCUUGUCCCUGUCUUACACUCUCUCUGGCCUUGGCUUUUGAUGGAUGACUCACUGAUGCAAAUUGCCCUGCAGCUACUUUGUGUUUAUACUGCAAAUUUUCCAAAUGGCUGCAGUUCUCUGUGCUGGUCAAGUUGUGGACAAUACCCUGCUCAAGCUGUACACAGAGGUGCUCCCAGCAGCUCUCUGAUGCUGUGCAUCCUCAAGUUGGCUUCUCAGAUGCCCCUGGAGAACACCACAGUGCAGCAGAUGGUUUUUAUGUUUCUCUCCAACCUGGCCUUGUCUCAUGACUGCAAAGGAGUAAUUCAGAAGAGCAACUUCUUACAAAACUUCCUGUCUCUAACAUUGCCAAAAGGAGGAAAUAAACAUCUCAGUAAUCUAACCAUCCUGUGGUUGAAGUUGCUCCUGAACAUAUCAUUUCAAGAAGAUGGGCAACAAAUGAUUCUGCGGCUUGAUGGCUGUUUAGACCUACUAACUGAGAUGAGCAGAUACAAGCAUCGGAGUAACCCUGUGUUACCUCUUCUUAUUUUUCAUAAUAUUUGCUUCAGUCCUGCUAAUAAACCCAAAAUCCUGGCUAAUGAAAAAGUUAUUACUGUGCUAGCUGCCUGUCUGGAAAGCGAGAAUCCAAAUGCUCAGAGGAUUGGAGCAGCUGCACUUUGGGCUUUGAUUUACAAUUAUCAGAAGGCAAAAACAACUUUGAGAAAUCCAUCAAUAAAAAGAAGAGUGGAUGAAGCAUAUUCCUUAGCAAAGAAAACUUUCACAAAUUCAGAAGAAAACCCUCUAAAUGCCUACUAUCUGAAAUGUCUUGAAAACCUUGUGCAGCUCCUUAACUCUUCCUGAGUGCCAUGAGGUGCUGCGCCCUGAAGCUAAUGGCCAUCAACGGGGGAGCUACACUUGAAGCCAGCUUUGUGUAACAACUGUUUCCUGAAGACAUGCUGACUUUCUGCAAGGCAUUGGUCCCCUUCUUCUCUAUGAGAUGUAGAACUGUUGAUGCUCCAAUCCUGUCUGUUCAUAGCAGCUCUCUGGAAGUAAUAGCAGCUGACAAGAGGCAAUGGAAAAAGACAUGGAAAGUUCUGGGAACAGAAAAUAUUUUUACCCUUUUUUAUACAAUUUGCUUUGUAAAAAAUCCUAUUUAACAGUUAUUUAAUAAAACACAGUAUUUUUAGAAACUAAAAA